Molecule: messenger RNA, 2906 nt
Organism: Scophthalmus maximus (turbot)
Lineage: Eukaryota; Metazoa; Chordata; Actinopteri; Pleuronectiformes; Scophthalmidae
Gene: qpctla
Product: glutaminyl-peptide cyclotransferase-like a
Exons: 8
Coding region: 626-1810 (394 amino acids)
Molecular function (GO): zinc ion binding; glutaminyl-peptide cyclotransferase activity
Source: RefSeq, a predicted model, not a curated record
AUGACAUUGGCGAUCGACAAGCUAUUUCGGCCAAUCCGAAGCAAGAGAACACGGGCCUUCAAGCCUGAGGACCAAUCAGAAGCGUUUACAAAGUCAACUUCCGUUUUUGUUCCUUAAAUUUGGCGGGGCAGAGAAGUGGUGCUGGUGGUGAACCGCCCUGUUAUUUUCCAAUCGCACAAUCACAAUAAAAAUAGAAGAAGUUACGCCAUUUGAUCAAAAACUACCAUUUGUACAAUUGUUUGGGACUAAGACUGAAGUCAGCUGCAGGGGAGAGAUGACAAUUUCCCGCUGCCUGCUCACUUAGUGAUGUCGUUCUUCUCAUCGAUAACUGUGACGGGAGCAGCAGAAGCCAGAGAUCGACAGAGAAAACUCUGUCCAUAAUAUGUUUGUGUAGUGAAGUCUGCCACGCACGCAGAGAGUGGGGCUCGUGGAGUCGCCCUGACAUCUGCACCGCAGGACACAGACACCUGAAAGCGAAGGAUGGAUCAUCCUGUUGAAGCUGUGCCACAGACUGUCGUUGCCCGUAGCACUCCACUUCCUGUGUGAUAUCCCCCCCACACGUCAGUAGCUACACGUCGCCCUGCGGACCGGCGGACCGCCCGGAGGCGGUGGACAGACACGAGUCAUGUCCCGGUCCAGUCGGCGUUACAAGCCUCUGCAGCAGAGCAACGGCGGCGGCUCGUUGCCCAUCUGUGACCGGGUUCGAAUGCCCCGGGCUCGGGUGCUGCUGCUCUGCCUCCUCGGAGUGCUGGUGCUGGCGGUGGUGCUGGGAGUGUACCUGUCCAACGACACCGGCGGUGGACACGUGAGCCGCGUGCCCGCUGCAGACCUGACCAAAGACAGGUUGUCCCACAAACCCAGUAAGUGCUCACCAGCACAAAUCCGCCGCCUGGCCUCUCAGGUGGACGGGACUCGUCUGUGGGAGACUCACCUGAGGCCCAUCCUGAUAGAGAGGCUCCCGGGGACACAGGGCAGCCUGGCUGUACAGCAGCACAUCACCUCCACCCUGUCCUCGCUGUCUGCCGGCUGGUCCGUUGACCUUGACUCCUUCCAGUCUCCAACCCCUCGUGGCCCGGUCACCUUUACUAACAUCAUCGCCAAUCUGGACCCCUCAGCUCCUCGCAGACUGCUUCUGGCCUGCCACUACGACUCCAAGGUCCUGCCUCCAGACCCCCGUGCCCCGGGAAAGGUGUUUCUGGGGGCCAGUGACUCAGCAGUGCCCUGUGCUAUGAUCCUGGAGCUCGCCACUUCUCUGGACGCCCAGCUCAGAUCAUUCAAACAGCAGAAACUCCCCGUCUCCCUUCAGCUCGUGUUUUUUGAUGGCGAGGAGUCAUUUGAAGAGUGGACUGCCACUGACUCGCUGUACGGCUCUCGUCACCUGGCUGAGCGCAUGGCCAACACGCCUCACCCCGCAGGCUCCUCGCACACCACCAUGCUCCAUGCCAUGGACCUUUUUGUGCUGCUCGACCUGCUUGGCGGUCCUGAUCCCCUGAUUGCGAAUCACUUUGACAACACAGCGCGCUGGUUUGACCGUCUGAUUGCCGCGGAGAAGAGACUCCAUCGACAGGGUCUUUUGACGUCUCAUCCCUCAGAGCAGACGUAUUUUAGGAAGGAUGUGUAUCUGGGGCCUGUCCAGGACGACCACAUCCCCUUCCUUCACAAGGGUGUCCCCGUGCUACAUGUCAUCGCCACUCCCUUCCCACAGUUCUGGCACACGCUGGACGACACGGAGCAGAACAUGCACCGUCCCACCGUCGAGAACCUGACCAAGAUCAUGGCCGUGUUUCUGGCUGAAUACCUGGGCUUCUGAACAAAGGACACAAACAUUGACGUAUAUUUGUGGUCCACACACUUGUUAUCUGAAGACCUCUGCUCACUUCUACCCUGCACUGGAGUAAUAGUGCUGUUGAUCACACUGGUAACCAAUAAGUGACCAGAUGAACUAGAGGAGCCCCCAGUGAAAUGAACUGAACUGAACUGAACUGAGAUACCAGCUGAACUUUACCAAAGACUUGUCUCUGCUGAACGGUUGGUCCUUGGUUUCACAUCAUGGAGGAGUUGGGAGUUCCUUUAUUCAAAUGUUGGGGGCAUGUGAAGUGGAUACAGAGUAAUGAUUAAAAUAUUUUAACUAAUGAGCAUGGUGCCUGAGAAGCAGCUGGGAAUCAUAUCAUUAUAAUUUUAAAUGCAAUUAGAUUUUUUUUUUUUUUUUAAAUCAAUCGUAGCAAUACCGUUAUUUAGCCUGUAAAUUCCAUCGAGAUGCACUAAUGUCUUCUUAAAGACAGACAUCACAAUCAGUUGAGCUGAUCUGAUGUGAGCCUCCUUCACUUGACCGAAGAUCCUCUUGGCCUUACAACCAGCUGUGUUACAUUGCUCGCUAUAUUAUGUGACUGUGCUGCACACACUUUGUGUCAGUUUAAUGAUAUUAGAGUGAAGAAUCUCAACAAAUGUGCAUUUUUCACCACAUGAAAGGUGUGGUGACAUGUCUGCUAUAAAGUUUAAAUGGUUUACUCAGUUUCUCGCAGAAUGCGACGCAGCGUUGGGAAGUGAAAAACACUGUUCCUGGAAAAGUCCUGUAACUUCCAGAUACGGUACAUGCCGGAACAUUUCACAUGCGUAAUCCCGUUUUAUGUUCCAUUUAACCAGCUGAAUCCGCUCUGGCUUUACAGCACAUCUGUGAACCGGUACAUUGAAUUUAAUCCAGUCAUAUGAUGCUUGCGUCUAAUGUCCGUCUUGUAUCGUGUUCCAUGCCCGUAUAAGACGAGGUACAAUGUCUGCUGAGCGUUGUUUUACUUGCAAAGUGUUUGUCGACCACAAAGUAAAAAAUAUUAAGUCAUGUCCUAAUUCAGUCACAAGAGAGCGCUGUUAUUCUGUGUACAAUUUUGAUAAACAUACCAAUUUUACUUUGA